AUGUCUGCUGUGAAGCGUUUGAUGACUGAAUAUCGGCAACUAAUGGCACAACCGGUGCCUUUCGGUCGGAUAGAGCCCACAGAUAAUGCACUCGAAUGGAAGGCAUAUCUGAAUGGACCCGAAGGCAGUCCCUAUGAGGGCGGGGUCUUUGAGAUAGAUCUUACAUUUCCGGCCGAAUAUCCGAUGCGAGUGCCGGACAUACGGUUUAAAACACAGAUAUUUCACGCAAAUAUCGACAACAGCAGUGGAACAGUAUGUACGACACUUCUGUCCAAUUGGCGGUCUACCCAAACAGUGGUCACCAUUUUGCAGACACUAUUUAUAUUGUUGGCCAAACCUAACCGCAACAGUGCAUACAAGGGACGCAAUCUCAGUGAACAACAGUAUAACGCAGAGGCCCGAAGUUGGACACAACAAUACGCCAAAAAAUAA
Molecule: messenger RNA, 432 nt
Organism: Oppia nitens
Lineage: Eukaryota; Metazoa; Arthropoda; Arachnida; Sarcoptiformes; Oppiidae
Exons: 1
Coding region: 1-432 (143 amino acids)
Source: RefSeq, a predicted model, not a curated record